This is a messenger RNA of Gloeophyllum trabeum ATCC 11539, 2190 nucleotides long. RefSeq lists its product as uncharacterized. The annotation marks the transcript as partial. The record is from RefSeq and is a predicted model, not a curated record. Gene Ontology annotation, molecular function: protein binding. The transcript is spliced from 12 exons. Lineage: Eukaryota; Fungi; Basidiomycota; Agaricomycetes; Gloeophyllales; Gloeophyllaceae. Gene Ontology annotation, cellular component: post-mRNA release spliceosomal complex; U2-type catalytic step 2 spliceosome; Prp19 complex. Gene Ontology annotation, biological process: spliceosomal complex assembly; mRNA splicing, via spliceosome.
AUGCAGGACGGUAGAGCACCUCGUGUCAAAAACAGGGCGCCGGCCGCCAUCCAGAUUACCGCCGAGCAAAUUCUCCGGGAGGCUCAAGAGCGGCAAGAGAGCCAGUUCCGCGCGCCGAAGCAGCGCAUUGAAGACUUUGAGGAGCUUCAUGAGUACAGGGGAAGGAAGCGGAAGGAGUUUGAGGAACGGAUACGGCGGACGAGGGGCAACAUCAAAGAAUGGCUACAGUAUGCCAACUGGGAGGCCAGCCAAAACGAGUUCGCUCGGUCACGCUCAGUCUUCGAGCGUGCUUUGGACGUCGAUCCGCGAAGCGUGCAGCUAUGGCUCAGCUACACUGAGAUGGAGCUUAAGGCGCGAAAUGUCCAGCACGCUCGGAACCUGUUCGACCGAGCGGUCACCCUCCUCCCGCGCGUAGACCAGCUCUGGUACAAGUACGUCUACCUCGAAGAGCUGCUGCAGAACAUCCCGGGUGCCCGCCAGGUGUUCGAGCGUUGGAUGCAGUGGGAGCCCGACGACAAGGCGUGGCAGGCGUACAUCAAGAUGGAGGAGCGGUACAACGAGCUGGACAGGGCUAGCGCGAUAUACGAACGGUGGGUUGCUGUACGGCCGGAGCCAAGGGUCUGGGUCAAGUGGGGGAAAUUCGAGGAAGAGAGGGGCAAGCUCGACAAGGCGAGGGAGGUCUUCCAAACCGCGCUGGAGUUCUUCGGGGACGACCCAGAGCAGGUCGAGAAGGCGCAAGCUGUGUUUGGCGCGUUUGCAAGGAUGGAGACCAGGCUCAAGGAAUAUGAGCGUGCACGGGUCAUAUACAAGUUCGCCCUGGAACGGCUCCCCCGAUCCAAGUCAACGAAUCUUUAUGCAGCAUAUACAAAGUUCGAGAAACAACACGGAAAUCGGUCCACGCUGGAAUCCACCGUCCUCGGGAAGCGGCGAAUCCAGUAUGAAGAAGAGCUCGCUCACGACGGCCGCAACUAUGAUGUAUGGUUUGACUACGCCCGGCUCGAGGAGGGAGCGGUGAGAGACCUGAGAGAUGAGGGUGCGACUGCCGAUGAGGUGGAGCAGGCUAUCGGCCGGGUCCGAGAAGUGUACGAGCGGGCCGUCGCACAGGUACCUCCAGGCGGUGAGAAGCGGCAUUGGCGGCGCUACAUAUUCUUGUGGCUAGAUUAUGCCCUCUUUGAGGAGAUCGAGACCAAGGACUAUGACCGCACACGACAAAUAUACCAAACGGCGCUGAACCUGGUACCACAUAAGCAGUUCACUUUUGCAAAGCUGUGGCUUAUGUUUGCUAAAUUCGAAUUGCGACGGUUGGACUUGGGCGCGGCCAGAAAAAUCCUGGGUACUGCAAUCGGUAUGUGCCCGAAAGAGGCGCUGUUCAAGGGUUAUAUCCAGAUGGAACUGGAUCUUCGGGAAUUCGAUCGUGUGCGCACGCUUUACGAGAAAUACCUUGAGUUCGACCCCACAAACUCUGCAGCCUGGAUCAAGUACGCAGAGCUGGAGACGCAACUCGAGGACUUCUCGCGCACACGUGCAAUCUUCGAGCUUGGCGUCUCUCAGUCUCCACUCUCCAUGCCGGAACUCCUCUGGAAAGCCUACAUCGACUUUGAAAUCGAGGAAGGCGAGCGCGAUCGCGCGCGUGCCCUCUUCGAGCGCCUGGUCUCUCUCAGCGGGCACAUCAAAGUGUGGCUGUCGUACGCCAAGUUCGAGGCCGAGCCUAUGCCCAUACCGCGAGCGCAGCGGGACGAAGAAGAGGACGAAGACGAGGAUGCGGAGGUGCCGAUGGUGCCUGGAGACCCUGCCCUCGCAAGAGCUGUCUACGAGAGAGGGUACCGCGACCUGAAGAGCAAGGGCCUCAAGGAUGAGCGAUUCGCCCUUCUCAAGCAUUGGAAGGAGUUUGAGGAGAACUACGGUUCGGCGAGCGAUGUCUCGAAGGUCCAGGCUAUGAUGCCGAUUGCCACGAAGAAAAGGCGAAUGGACAACGAGACUGGGCAGAUGGAAGAAGUAUGGGAAAUGGUCUUCCCGGACGACGAACGCGAGGCAAACCCGACUUCGUUCAAGUUCCUGCAAAGAGCGCAUGCUUGGAAGAGCGCCCAAGCCAAGGGAGGUGCUACCGCUGCUACAGGGGCAGCAGCGGCCGCCGCGCCUGCGCCGGCUGCGUCAGAUGGCGGUACACGCGCUGCGAAUGACGAGAGUAGU